CCGCCGCUAUGGGAUGCGCUCACAGCAAGAUCCUUCCCGACUGCCCCAAGGGAGGCCACGUGGACUUCGUGAAGACGGCGACGAGCGGCGUCGAGAAGCAGCGCAGCAAGGAGGGCAGAACCAAGGGGGGCAGAACCAAGGACAAGCAGUUCGAUGACCCGUGUCUGCUCAAAGCUGCGGCGGCGUUGGCGGCGGCCGGUGACGGCGGCGACAUCGGCGGCGAGUACAUCGACCCCUCGUCUCGCAAAGUGGCCAAAUACCGCGCGAAAUUCGACGCGCGCGUCACCGCCAAGUACGACCUCAAGGCGCUGAUCGGCCGCGGCAGCUUCAGCAGCGUGGUGCGCGCCGAGCACCGCUCCUCGAGGCAGCCCUACGCCAUCAAGCUCGUGGAGACGUCGGCCACGGAGGGCCGCGAGGCUUGCGCCUGCGAGCUGGCGGUGCUGCGCCGGGUUCGGCACCCGAACGUGGUGCAACUCAUCGAGGUGUUCGAGACGCCGACGCGCACCUACCUGGUGAUGGAGCUCGCCACGGGCGGGGAGCUCUUCGAUCGCAUCCUCGCGCGCGGCUCCUUCACCGAGCGCGACGCGGCGAGGGCCCUGUCCAUGCUGCUCGAGGGGGCGCGCUACCUGCACGCGCUGGGCAUCGCCCACCGCGACCUCAAGCCCGAGAACUUGCUCUACUAUCACCCGGGCGCGGACUCGCGCCUCUUCAUCACGGACUUCGGCCUCGCGGGCAACGUGCGAGCGGGGCAGGGCCACGGGCAGGGCCAGGGGCGAGGGCACGAGGAGAACGAGGACGGGCCGGAGUCGUGCGUGCGGACCGCGUGCGGGACGCCCGAGUACAUGCCACCCGAGGUGCUGAGUCGGCGCGGCGCGUUUACGCAGGCGGUGGACAUGUGGGCCAUCGGCGUGAUCUCCUACAUCCUGCUCAGCGGGACCAUGCCCUUCGAGGAGGAGACGAGGAGCCGCCUCUUCAGGGCCAUCCUGCGCGGCAAGUACAGCUACGUUGGCGAGGUGAGAGCGGAGGAGGCGAGGUCGGAGGGGGUGGAGUGGGGGGGGGGGGCACGCGGCGACUAG
Messenger RNA from Petromyzon marinus (sea lamprey), 1076 nucleotides. NCBI's taxonomy places the organism in Eukaryota, Metazoa, Chordata, Hyperoartia, Petromyzontiformes, Petromyzontidae. The record is from RefSeq and is a predicted model, not a curated record.